Messenger RNA from Syngnathoides biaculeatus (alligator pipefish), 2822 nucleotides. It is a transcript of the gene rbm42, whose product is annotated as RNA binding motif protein 42. The transcript is spliced from 12 exons. Lineage: Eukaryota; Metazoa; Chordata; Actinopteri; Syngnathiformes; Syngnathidae. Bases 219 to 1505 code for a protein of 428 amino acids. Gene Ontology annotation, molecular function: mRNA binding. The record is from RefSeq and is a predicted model, not a curated record.
CCACUUAGAAGCUAAUGGUGGCCAGGUGACGAAUUUGUUGACGGGUUUCUGGUCUGCUAUUUUAUUGUUGUUGUUGUUUUAUGAUCAUAUCAGUAUUUGUAGUCGUCAUGUACUAUUAAAGUUAUUCGUGGUUUAACAGGCAAAGAAUACAGAUCGCGCUUUACGGUAAUUCUAUAAUAAGGAAGACUACUACACGCAAGAAUGUCACGUGCUAGCUAAUGCUACUUUUUGCUUGUUCAAACUCGACGACACUGCAUUUUUUUCACUUAAAAAGAAUUGCAAUUGCAAGGAAAGACAUGGCGUUAAAAUCAGGGGAGGAACGUCUGAAGGAGAUGGAAGCAGAGAUGGCUCUGUUCGAGCAAGAGGUUCUUGGUGGCCCAGUACCACUGUCAGGAAACCCACCUGUCAUGGAGGCGCUACCUGUAGCUUUGGCUGUCACAGCAGUACCUGUCGUCCGACCAAUUAUUGGCACAAACACGUACAGACAGGUGCAGCAAACACUAGAGGCCAGAGGGGCUUUUGUUGGACCACCACCGACUUUUGUUGGACCAGUUCCUCCGGUACGUGCUCCCCCUCCCCCAAUGAUGAGGCCAGCCUUCGUUCCCCAUAUUUUGCAAAGAGCUGGUGGUCCGAGGCUCCAUAUAAUCCGCGCCCCUCCUGUAGCACCUCCUAUGCCACGGCCUCCCCCGCCUCCACCCAUGAUUUCGACUUCCGUGCAAGGCCAAACACAGGGUGUUUCUUCGCCGAUCCAGCAUAUGACUACUGCACCUCCGGUCAGUGAUGUGAUGUCGGUAGUGACCUCCCCACCCACAAGAACAGGAAUCCCGACUUCCAGCAAGCCGCCUACAAUCUUUCAAGCAGCGCCAACUGUAUAUUCCGCACCUCCUGUCACUGUUGCACCCCGAAAAAGUGACGCUAGAGCUCAGCGGCAAGCCAGAAUGGAGGAGCUGGCGGCUCGGGUUGCUGAGCAACAGGCUGCCGUGAUGGCAGCUGGACUGCUGGAAAAGAAAGAGACAGAAGACAGCGGUGCUGUCAUCGGACCCAGUAUGCCCGAGCAUGAGCCUGCACGCAUUGAGCCUUUGGAAACUUCAUUGGAAGAUAAAAAGGCUAAGCCGAAGUCAGAGAAAGUAAAGAAGUGCAUUCGAACGGCAGCGGGGACUUCCUGGGAGGACGCCAGUCUGUUGGAGUGGGAACCAGAUGACUUCCGUAUAUUCUGUGGGGAUCUCGGUAAUGAAGUCAACGAUGACAUACUGGCCAGAGCCUUCAGCAGAUAUCCGUCAUUCCUCAAAGCAAAGGUGGUGAGAGACAAGCGCACAGGAAAGACAAAAGGCUAUGGCUUUGUCAGCUUCAAAGAUCCAAAUGAUUAUGUGCGAGCCAUGAGGGAAAUGAAUGGGAAGUAUGUUGGCAGCCGUCCCAUCAAAUUGCGAAAGAGCAUGUGGAAGGACCGCAACAUGGAGGUUGUACGAAAAAAGCAGAGAGAGAAGAAGAAACUGGGUCUCAGAUAGCCUCGCACACUGCAUUGACAUCUUUGCAAAUGGACUAAGAUUUGGUUGGCUUCCCCUUCCCCCUCCCAAUUUUCAAUAAAGUCAAAUCUUCUUAGUGCCCACGUGUCCCCCUCCACCCUACCCUGGUGUUUCUCAGCAAUUCACCCAUUUAAAUUGUUUUUCUCAGCAUACAGUCAUCCAAGUUUUGUACAUUCAUUACUUUUCAUUUUAUCGCAAGCUGAGAUCAGAAAAGGCAGAUUGUUCAACUCACAAUUGAUCUAGAAGUUGAAGGCUUUACUUCACUUAAUUCUUUUCAUUUAUAUAAGUGGGACUCAGUGCUCAUUCCCAAAAAGCAUGUUACACUGGUUCCUCUACUUACGAAAGUCUCUACUCACAAAAGAUUCAGGUUACAAAAAGCAUUCCUGGAAAAUUCUCUAGUUACAAAAGAAGUUCAGGAAAAAAAUGGAGAAAAGCUAGCGGAAGGUGUCUGGUGUGUUAUGUGACAGAAGAGUCUCUACUAGAAUGAAGGGCAAAGUUUAUAAAACAGUGGUGAGGCCAGUCAUGAUGAACAAUUAGAGAUAGUAGCACUGAAGAGACAACUGGAAGCAGAUUUUAAGGUGGCAAAAAUUAAGAUGUUUUGGUUCUCUCUUGGAGUGAGCAGGUUGGAUAGGAUUAGAAAUGAGCUCAUGAGAGGGACAGCCAAAGUUGGAUGUUUUGGAGACUGAUGGUUUGGAGGCAAGAGAGUGAGUGUAUUGAUAGAAGGGUGCUGAGGAUGGAGCUGCCAGGCAAAAGAGCGAGAGGAAGACCAAAGAGAAGGUUGAUGGAUGUUGUGAGGGAAGACAUGAGGGCAGUUGAGGUUAGAGAGGAAGAUGCAGGAGAUAGGCUAAGAUGGAAAAAGAUGACAUACUGUAAGCCGAAAGGAAAAGAAGAACGAGAAAAAAUGGCAUUGGAUUCCACCAAAUCUAAAUAUCCUGUACUGUAUCUUGGUUUGAAAGUGGCGUGAUAGAGCCGCUCUCCCAUUGGCCACCGCCGGAGCAUCUUCCUGGCAUUUCAGUGACUAGGAGGGCUGUCAAUCUUUAGCCAUGGCGCAUAUUCAGUCUCAUGGUUUGUGUGGCGCAAAAGAGCAACUCCUCCCCCCCCAUUGGCUGUGGAACAGAUUAGGCUAUUGACAUGUAAAAUGCAUUUCUACUUAAGAAAGUUUCACAUAAUGAAACGACUUCCGGAACAGAUACAUUUUGUAAGUAGAGGUAUCACUGUAUUUGGCCUUAAUAUGUAGAUCUGAUUCCCCUAUCUGGGUUUUAUUUUUAUUUUCUAGUUUUUUUAUUACUUAAAAAAAAU